CGCUCUCGUGCGCGCGCCCGGACGGCGCCUGCGCAGAGGGCGAGAAACCUGGUACCCCGGUGCGGUCCCGGCGCCUGCGCGCUGCGGACUUUGGGGCCUCCCGGCCCGAGGGAGAGGAGCAGGGAAGAUGGCGGCUGUGGUGGAGAAUGUAGUGAAGCUCCUUGGGGAGCAGUACUACAAAGAUGCCAUGGAGCAGUGCCACAAUUACAAUGCUCGCCUCUGUGCUGAGCGCAGUGUGCGCCUGCCUUUCUUGGACUCACAGACCGGAGUAGCCCAGAGCAAUUGUUACAUCUGGAUGGAAAAGCGACACCGGGGUCCAGGAUUGGCCUCUGGACAGCUGUACUCCUACCCUGCCCGGCGCUGGCGGAAGAAGCGGCGAGCCCAUCCCCCUGAGGAUCCACGACUUUCCUUCCCAUCUAUUAAGCCAGACACAGACCAAACCCUGAAGAAGGAGGGGCUGAUCUCUCAGGAUGGCAGUAGUUUAGAGGCUCUGUUGCGCACUGACCCCCUGGAGAAGCGAGGCGCCCCGGAUCCCCGAGUUGAUGAUGACAGCCUGGGCGAGUUUCCUGUGACCAACAGUCGAGCGCGAAAGCGGAUCCUAGAACCAGAUGACUUCCUGGAUGACCUCGAUGAUGAAGACUAUGAAGAAGAUACUCCCAAGCGUCGGGGAAAGGGGAAAUCCAAGGGUAAGGGUGUGGGCAGUGCCCGUAAGAAGCUGGAUGCUUCCAUCCUGGAGGACCGGGAUAAACCGUAUGCCUGUGACAUUUGUGGAAAACGUUACAAGAACCGACCAGGCCUCAGUUACCACUAUGCCCACUCCCACUUGGCUGAGGAGGAGGGCGAGGACAAGGAAGACUCCCAGCCACCCACUCCUGUUUCCCAGAGGUCUGAGGAGCAGAAAUCCAAAAAGGGUCCUGAUGGAUUGGCCUUGCCCAACAACUACUGUGACUUCUGCCUGGGGGACUCAAAGAUUAACAAGAAGACGGGACAACCCGAGGAGCUGGUGUCCUGUUCUGACUGUGGCCGCUCAGGGCAUCCAUCUUGCCUCCAGUUUACCCCCGUGAUGAUGGCGGCAGUGAAGACGUACCGCUGGCAGUGCAUCGAGUGCAAAUGUUGCAACAUCUGCGGCACCUCUGAGAAUGACGACCAGCUGCUCUUCUGUGAUGACUGCGAUCGUGGCUACCACAUGUACUGUCUCACCCCGUCCAUGUCUGAGCCCCCUGAAGGAAGUUGGAGCUGCCAUCUAUGUCUGGACCUGUUGAAGGAGAAAGCUUCCAUCUACCAGAACCAGAACUCCUCUUGAUGUGGCCACCCCCCUGCUCCCCGACAUAUCUAAGGCUAUUUCUCCCCUCCACUUCAUAUUUCAUACCCAUCUUUCCCUUAUUCCUCCUCUCCUUCACAAGUCCAGAGAACCUUGGGGUGGUUGUGCCAGCCUGCCUUUGGCAGCUGCAAGCUGAGGUGGCAGCUCUGACCACCUCUGGCCCCAGGCCCUCAGGGAGAAAGGAGCAACACACUGCCCCUAAGCGUACGUGUGGCCCGGUUUCUCUCUGCUCUCCAUUAAGUGCAUUCACUCUGCUUGCCUUGGGCCCAGGCCCUGGUGAUCACAGGGUUCAAACAGUGUCCUCCUAGAAAGAGUGGGAGAGCAGCUCACUUCUCUCUGUUCUUCCUCCACUCUGGUCUCCAGAGUUUUCCCAUCCCCCAGAGGCAAACCAGGCCAGGGAGCUGGGAGCGAGCAAGCUGAGGCCACGUCCACAAGGAGCUUUCCAUGCCCCUGUGCCGUAUAGCCUCACCUCUUUCCUCCAGAGUGGCUCUCUGCGGCCCUCUGUUCCUGCUACAGAGGGUUCUUUGCUGGAGUCAGGAUGUUCUCAGUCACCCUCCUGGCUCUGCCCUGUCCCACUCCACCCUACCCCAGGGGGAACAGCAGCUUCACCUUGUUACUCCCAGUGCUCUCUUGGCUCACUCUUAUGGGCGGUCUCCAGUGACUGAAGCAUUCCCUACCCUUGGAAUUUCUCAUCUUCUGCCUCCCUUCUUAUUCCUUUUGGCUUUGUGGGGAGAGGGGAAGGAUCAGGGGGCCAGGCCAGCAGCUCGGGGGCUACAGGGAGAUGGAUAAUGUGCCUGUUUUUUAACACGACAAAAAAGCCUACCUCCAAAAUCCCCUUUUUGUUCUUCCUGGACCUGGGCAUUCAGCCUCCUGCUCUUAACUGAAUUGGGAGCCUCUGCCACCUGCCCCGUGUUAUGCUGGCUCUCAGCUCAUGGGGAAGCCACAUAGACAUCCCUUUCUUCCCUUGCACGCUCGCUAGCAGCUGGUAAGGUCUUCACACCCUGAUUCCUCAAGUUUUCUGCUUAGUGGCACUGACAUUAAGUAGUGGGGGGACAGUCCAUGCCAGGACACCCUGGAGUAGCCUUCCCCGUUGGCCGCGGGCAGGCCCUAACUCACUGUCGCUUUGGAGUUGAGGUGUCUUUUUUUUCUUUCUUUAGUUCCUGUAUUCUAAACAUUAGUAAAAAUAAAUGUUUUUACACAGAG
This is a messenger RNA of Cercocebus atys (sooty mangabey), 2524 nucleotides long. It is a transcript of the gene DPF2, whose product is annotated as D4, zinc and double PHD fingers family 2. The transcript is spliced from 11 exons. The record is from RefSeq and is a predicted model, not a curated record. Gene Ontology annotation, cellular component: nBAF complex. Lineage: Eukaryota; Metazoa; Chordata; Mammalia; Primates; Cercopithecidae. Bases 128 to 1303 code for a protein of 391 amino acids. Gene Ontology annotation, biological process: nervous system development.